Messenger RNA from Hordeum vulgare subsp. vulgare (domesticated barley), 2155 nucleotides. RefSeq names its product alpha-terpineol synthase, chloroplastic-like. Gene Ontology annotation, molecular function: magnesium ion binding; terpene synthase activity. Bases 138 to 1841 code for a protein of 567 amino acids. The transcript has 7 exons. The record is from RefSeq and is a predicted model, not a curated record. Gene Ontology annotation, biological process: diterpenoid biosynthetic process. Lineage: Eukaryota; Viridiplantae; Streptophyta; Magnoliopsida; Poales; Poaceae.
ACAAACAGCAGUAAGUUUAUUAGCUCCUACAGCUUAGAACUACUUACUUGGUUGCCUAGCUCUCGCUGCCAAGUAACAAGUAGUACUCCACUAGUACGCACGAAGCAAAAGCUAGCUAGAUUGCAGCGCGCAACACCAUGGCGUGGCAAUUACUGCAAGCAAUGGCCACCACGAGCACAUGCUUCCCGACGUCCUCGCCGGCAACGGUGCGCUGCUCGGCUGCAGCUCGGCGGUCUGCCAACUACGCUCCCAGCUCCUGGGAUUACGACUCCCUCCUCCAGCUCUCCCCCAACAAUGGCGGACAGGCAGAUGAAGUCGAUAAGUUGAAGGCCUGCGUGAGGGAGCGGCUGGUUGCAGCGAGCCGAGGCGACCACCAAACUGUGAAGCUCGGGCUUGUCGACACAGUGCAACGGCUCGGCAUCGCCUACCAUUUCAAGGAGGAGAUCACCGGCAUCCUCAGCUCCGUUCACCACAAGCCUCACGGGUGUAGCUGGGAUGAUGGUGAUGUUGCUUCCGCGGCCUUGAGGUUCAGGUUGCUCAGGGACAGUGGUUUCCCAGUCUACUUCCCUCCAGAAUCUCUGGAAGCUGUCAAGCAUAGAUCCAACGAUGCCAAUGGACUCCUCUCACUCUACGAGGCUUCGUACCUUGCAUUCGGAGGCGAGGAAGCACUGGACGAGGCAAGAGCAUUUUCCAAGAAAGCUCUCAUAAAGCUCUUGCCAUCCAUGGAUCAAUACUUACGGCGCAAUGUAGUUCGUUCUUUGGAACUUCCAUUGCACCGGAGGUCUCCUAGACUUGAAGCUAGAUGGUUCAUAGACCAGUAUGCUAAAGAUGAGAGCAAUUCUGAUCCGUUGCUCAUUAGAUUGGCAACAAUUGACUUUAACAAUGUGCAAAGUGGGCAUCAGGAAGAACUUGCGAGGCUGGCAAGGUGGUGGAAGGGGACUGCCCUUAGUGAAAAAUUGGGGUUCGCUAGGGAUCGUCUCAUGGAGUGCUUCCAUUACGCAAAUGGAAUUGUGUGGGAGCCAAACGAUGGAGCAUGUCGAGAAGUGCUUGCUAAAGUCGCCAAUCUAAUAGUUUAUUUAGAUGAUGUUUACGAUGUGUAUGGAACUCUUGAUGAACUUGUUCUCUUCACUGAUGCCAUUGGAAGAUGGGAAGAAACUCCAAGUGAAAUGCUCCCCAAAUACAUGCAAGCACUCUAUUCUGUCAUAUAUAACACAUCCACUGAGGUGGCUGAAAAUGUGUUGAAACAACAUGGUUGUGACACAAGUUAUGUUCUUCAGAAAGCGUGGCGAGACAUGGCGGAGUCUUUCCUGAUGGAGGCAAAGUGGCACCAUGGAAACCACAAACCAACACUGUGUGAAUAUCUGGACAAUGGAUCAAUUUCAUCCUCUGCACCACUCCUACUACAACACGCGUUUCCCCUGCUCCGGUUAGAAGAAAAGUUGAACGCAAUAUCUCUUGCUACGGUUGGGAGCUACCCAAAAUUAGUGCAGUCCGCAUCAUUAGUUCUUCGCCUCUGCAACGACUCUGCAACCCACUCUGCAGAGCUGGAGCGAGGGGAUGCACCAUCAUCAAUAGCUAUUCACAUGUCAGAGAACAACUUCAGUGAACAAGAGUCUCGCCAAGCCAUGGAAGAUCUUACCAUGGAAGCUUGGAAGUCGAUUAAUGAAGAUGCAUUCAAACAUUGCAAAUUUUCUGGAUGUUUUGCCACGAGUUGCGUGAAUUUAGCUCGAAUCUCGCAUUGUGUUUACCAAGGUGGGGAUGGUUUUGGUGCGCCGGAUGGUCAGAAGAAAACGCAAAUCAGAGAGUUGUUCUUGGACUCUCUCAUUAGUGAGAAACAGUAAACAGUGAGAAACCUAAAGAAUUGCUAGGUGUCUAAUUUCUAUAUUACUAAAUUAGACACCUAUCUUUGAAAGAUGUUAUAUAGAAUUAAUGAUUUAUAGGUAUUGAUUCUGAUUCUGAUUUGGUGCUCAUGAAGUACCGAGUUUAAUUUGCUCCAUAACAAGAUGAGAAAGGUUAGGAAUUUUCAGGAUUCAUAAAGUUUAAAAGUGACGUACUAAACACUUAUGUGACCUUGCUUCAAAAAGGAAGUACUGUGACCAGUAAAAUACAAGGUUGUGUGUAAUGUGUCUUGUACGUCCUCCUGGAUCCUGGUCAA